Messenger RNA from Cydia fagiglandana, 1542 nucleotides. RefSeq names its product myrosinase 1-like. The record is from RefSeq and is a predicted model, not a curated record. NCBI's taxonomy places the organism in Eukaryota, Metazoa, Arthropoda, Insecta, Lepidoptera, Tortricidae. Gene Ontology annotation, molecular function: beta-glucosidase activity. The transcript has 6 exons. Bases 1 to 1527 code for a protein of 508 amino acids. Gene Ontology annotation, biological process: carbohydrate metabolic process.
AUGAAGUUAUCUAUACUAUUGAGUGUCCUGGUGAUCGCAGCCGCCAGCGCUGUGCCGCGGCAGCAGCGCCAGUUUCCUGAUGACUUCAUCUUCGGCACUGCCACAGCUUCCUACCAAAUCGAGGGCGCUUGGGAUGAAGAUGGCAAAGGCGAAAAUAUUUGGGACUACAACACCCACCGCGACCCGACCAUCAUUGUCGAUCAGAGCAACGGCGACGUGGCCGCUGACUCCUACCACAACUACAAGAGGGAUGUCGAAAUGAUGCGGGAACUCGGUCUGGACUGCUACCGUUUCUCACUAUCCUGGCCCAGAAUCCUCCCUUCUGGCUUCCCCAACCACAUCAACCAAGCUGGCGUCGACUUUUAUAACAACUAUAUCGACGAAAUGCUGAAAUACAACAUACAACCUAUAGUAACUCUAUACCAUUGGGAUUUACCUCAAAAACUCCAAGAGUUAGGCGGUUUUACGAACCCUUUAUUCGAAGAAUGGUUUGAAGAUUACGCAAGAGUCGCAUACAGCCUUUUCGGAGACAGAGUCAAGUUGUGGAUCACUUUUAACGAGCCUAAGGAAAUCUGCUAUCAAGGAUAUGGGUCUGUGACUAAAAUGCCUCAAGUGAAUGCUACUGGUAUAGGAGAAUACCUGUGUGCUAAGCAUUUAGUGAUGGGUCAUGGGAGGGCGUACCAUUCCUAUAAUAAUGAUUUCAAGCCGUCCCAAGGCGGGCAAUGUGGGCUUACGAUUAAUUUGCAAUGGUAUAUGCCUGAUACGGACUCUGAAGAAGACGCACAUGCGGUGGAUUUGAUGAACCAAGCUACUUGGGCGCUUUACACCGAUCCUAUCUACUCACCUGAAGGCGGUUUCCCCAAAGAAUUAUCAGAGAUAGUCGCCAAGAAAAGCGCUGAGCAAGGUUACCCUCGUUCCCGAAUGUUGUCCUUCACAGACGAAGAAAGGGUUUACGUCCAAGGCACUUAUGAUUUCUUAGGACUGAACCAUUAUUCAGGGAACAUCGUUUCGGCGACGAGGUAUAAGGAACCGUAUGCGGUGCCGUCGAUAUAUGAUGAUAUAGAUGUUGGAUGGACUGUUAAUGAGUCGUGGUUAAAGGGCCAAGCAGCUUGGAAUUAUCUAGUCCCCAACAGCCUCUACAACUGCCUGACCCUCCUACGCCAGCGCUACAAUGACCCCGACAUCUACGUCACCGAGAGCGGCUGGUCGGGCGCUCCCGACGCUAGUCUCAUAGACGAGGACCGGGUCACGUAUUACGCUACCAUCAUGGAACAGAUGCUGGCUGCUAUAGAUGAGGGGGUCAAGCUGAAGGGUUACAUGGCUUGGAGUUUGCUGGAUAAUUUUGAGUGGAUGAAGGGAUAUACCGAGCGUUUCGGCCUGUACGCCGUAGAAUUCUCCUCGCCCGAGCGGACGCGCACUCCCCGGCUGUCCGCGUUCUUCUACAAAGAGGUGUUACGCACACGCACUGCCGUCGCCGCCGACUACCGCCCUGAAGAGUUUACUAUGAAGAUCGAUGAGGGACAUUGAUAGAGAAUAAAUGGA